Messenger RNA from Clunio marinus, 486 nucleotides. Lineage: Eukaryota; Metazoa; Arthropoda; Insecta; Diptera; Chironomidae. The record is from the annotation of a GenBank genome assembly.
AUGAUUUUGAAAAGCAAUUUAGAAGAAAUUGAGUUUCUCAAUGAGCAUUGGAUGUUUAGACAUGCUUACCCACUUGAGUUUCAUAAGUUUUUUCUCGCAAUUUUAACAUUAGUUACACUAUUUAAUGAACAAAUAUCUCAAGGCAAUGCGACCAUCGUUGCUCAUUCGAGAUGUUUACCUUCAUUUAAACAUAAGACUCAACCUCAAAAUGGUCGUAAAAACUUUAUUGCUUUCGUCCUUCGAGUACUGCUUUUAAGGAUAAGAAACCUUAGACAAGACUGCAAGAUAAUUCAAGCGAUUGCUACUAAAAAAAAGAAAAAGACAAAAAGGGAAAAAAUUAUACAAUCUUUCAGGAUUACUGCUUCGAAAGCCGUUGUGCUGAAACCUUUUGCAGGUUAUCUUAUAGCUCCUACUCUUCGUGAUGAAAAACAGAGAAGCGGAAGCUUAAAUCAAGAAACGACGGAGUUGAAAUUGAGACAAAUUUGA